CCCGCGUCACGGUCGUGUGAUGACAAUCCAGUGUGCCCAAAUAAGAUUUCUGCACUAGUGCGAUUCUAACCUGUGAACUUCUUGAUUGGAUAGUAACUCUAUUGACAAAGUGGACUGGUCAUGAUUUGAAGAUUGUCAUUUAAAUGUAAGGACAAUUUAAAUUGGACUCAAAAUUCGUGAUAUUGAAAAACAUUACACUGAUUAAAGAGGACUAGACUCAAGGUGUUAAAGGGCAUGUUUUAAAGUCCUAACGGGACUGGUGUACAGACAGUAAACAAUGUCAGAGCUUCGCGGGUCGCCCCCUCUAACGCGUAACCUAGAAAACGGUUUCGGAGCGCCGCUGGCCGCACUGAGCUCUCUAGCGGAGGCACCGCCGCCGGCCCCGAACCCUCACGGCAUCGACCACAUCCUGUCGCGACCUGUAGGGGGUUCUGUCGGCAUGGGAGGGAUGCUGACGCCCCGGCUGUCCCUGGCGGCGGCGGCGGCGGGCAUGGCGCACUACCUCCAGCAUAAGCCGCUGUACUGGCCUGGCUUCCAGGGACUGGUGUCUAACCCGAUGGCAUGGAGAGACCGGCUGCAAUCUAAUUCACAUCUGGGGCAGAUGCAAUAUUUGAGCAAUGGCGCGCUGAGCGCGUGCGCACAAGGCGGGAUGGACAAGGACGGCAAGAAGAAACAUACGCGGCCCACAUUCAGCGGGCAACAGAUCUUCGCUCUUGAGAAGACUUUCGAGCAGACCAAGUACUUGGCAGGGCCCGAGCGGGCCAAGCUUGCGUAUGCGCUGGGCAUGACGGAAUCGCAAGUCAAGGUAUGGUUUCAAAACAGAAGAACAAAAUGGCGGAAAAAGCACGCGGCCGAAAUGGCGACCGCCAAACGCAAGCAAGAAGAGCUCGGCGACGAGUGCGACGACCAGGAGCCGCAGGACAACGACUGCAGCGACGACGACGACGCCAAGCGGCCGCGGCUCGAACUACACCACCCCAUGCACCUGCCGCACCACCGGCAGUGAUCGCUCCCGACAGGCGUCAAAGACUAUGAACCCAACGCCUGUGCAAACCUUAGUGCUCCCAGUGAUAUUUACAGACCACCCAGUGACGUUGGAUGGUAUUCGUUCCCCGAAGAGGGUCCUUGUGAUCUCUCCAACUGGCACAGAGACAAGUUCGAACAAAGUAUGGCCGAGAACGAGAGAGAGAUCGCCACUAGCGAGGUGGAUAGUGAACAAGGUGCAAGUGAAACUAACGAUGAUGCUCAGCCCAUCAAUUUUGCCUAUUAUCAUUUUUAAUGAGAUUAAGGAUUAUCUGUUGCUGGCACAUCAAUAAUAUUAUGUCACAUAAUUCUGACAUAUUCGUACAUUAUAUAAUGUAUAUGCCCUUUCUGCAAGAUUUUUGAAUUGGGAUACAAUUGGUCUAAGACCUCAAAAUAAAAAGUUGUAUGCUAUAUUUAUUUUAAAUUUUAAAGUUUUAUACCUGCUAGAUGUACAGCAACUUUAGUUCUUUAAAUUGAAGCUUGAUCUUUAAUAUUGUAAAUACCUACAUUUAAGUAGUCAUGUGAUAAAAUAAGUAUUUAUUAUAGUUAGAUUUUACAUGGUACUAAAUGUAUUUUGUGAGUAAUUACUAAUAAUUGUACAUUUUUAUGCUCCCGGUGCCAAUUUUCCUAUAAGUAGAAACAUUUAGUAUUAAUAAGUAUAACAUCUGUGGUUGUUUACGUCGAAAUUACGAACGCACAGUGAAUUUUGUGUCGAUUAAAAACUCAUCAUUCAAAUUAUACCUACAUCUGAAAAGUACUAUGAUGUAUUUUACAUAACACAGUAAAGUGUGAUUCAUUAAAACAUUUGUCAUACCUACCCAUGUAGUUGCAGUUAAGUUUAUGUACUUUAAUAUGGAUUUUUCAAUUGAAUGAAAUGAACAGAAAUUCAUUAAUUUAUUAUAGUUAAUAUGUAUUUUACUGUGCCAUCAAAUUAUAGCAGCAAAGCAGAACAUAAGACAACUUACUAAUUUAACAUACACGAGUUUAUUGCUAAAAAUAACACUAUAACCAUUAUUUUAAUGUUUUUUUGCCAUAAUAACCAAUCCGUUUAUUACCAUGCGGUCAGAAUACGGUACUCGAUAGCUAACAAUGUUAGUAUCUAAUUUUUGGUUUUAAUAAAUAACUGUUCACUUGUUCCAUAUAAUUAAUUAAUCAUUUUCCGUGAACGCUAACGAGUAACGACCAAAAACUCACGGUAGACUCUCAGUUCCCUCACAGCUGACGGAUGUGUUUGCCAUCACUUUAUUCUAGUUCACAAAACAAAUUGUAAAUAUAGAUUUAUUCCAAACAAUUGUUCAAAUAAAAACAUAAUAUUGAAAAUUGGCGACGAUAUUGUCGCCCUGCAAUAUGUAAAUUGUACAUUUAAGUUAAGAAAUGUAAAUAGAUAUUUAAACGAAUUUAACAAGUAUUGUAAUUAUAAAAACAAGGAUUGAUAACCACGCAAGUUUUACAUAACAAAAGAUGCAAUCAGUCAAUGCAGAAUUAAACUGCAGUGUUAUUUCUAUCGGGACAUACCUACUUUAUGUUUCUAGGUACUGAUUGUACCUAUUAAAUAAGAAUCCCACCAAAUACCAGUUAGGUGCUGCAUUCAGAUUUAAAAGCUGGCAUGCAUGUGUCGUUUCAAAAAGCGAAAUUACAGUUAAAUCAGAUGUUGCAAUUUCAUGUUAUUAUUUGUACGAGUACCCUAUAGAAAGAAAUAUAUAACUAUUUAGACACGAAUUAUUAAGCGUUUUAGUUGAAUUUUAUGGAAUUCUGAAAAGUAGAUAGAUCAUAGUAAGAAUAACAUGUACAGAAAUAAUUUUAUUGGUCAAUGUAACAAUCAGAUCAUAAAAGCUGGACUAAAUAUAAUAUCUCGGUUUCUUUUAAGAGAAAAAUGCCAGCUAAGUAAACUAGCAUGUUAAAAACACAUUCACUGCCAGCGCUAACUUCGCUUUACGAAUAGAAAAUCCGCACAGCAGGUGGCUGACAGUGACUUUUUUCAGCUCUCAUACAUAUACUGCAAGAAUAUGGUAUGUAUAUCAGUUAAGAGACUAAAUACACGCUUGAAAAAAGUUUUGUUAUGAGAAGAGUGAAGAUGACUUGGUUCCUUGAAGCAAGUCAUUUGUGAAAAAAAUAUGCUUGAACGAAAUGUAAUUGUAUUCACAUUCACUGCCAACGCAGUGGCCCGCUAGGCAGAUGCCCUGUACUUCUCUUUGCAAACAAGAAAACCAUAUAGUAUAUUAUAUUACAAUCGUAGUGCGUAGCUGGCCCUGGAAAUGAAUGUGUUAAGGACACGAAACAACGCUGUUUGAACAAUCCUUAACAAGUAUGAAAUAUGAUUUGUAAAAUAGAUUAUAAUGAGCUUCAACACGUAUGUGCUUUUCAUUAUCAUAGUUAUGCCGUACAUACCGAUCAAAACUAGAUUGUAGACUUGCCGUGGGAUCGACUUAAGUGGUUGAAUAAAACAGUUAGUAAAAUAUUACAUAGCAUUUUCAUUAUUACCACAAUACCCAUUUAAAAUAAAAAUCUGUUGCAAACCCUAAAAAAGGACCUAAUCUUUACAACCUUAGGUACUUACUUAAAAACCGGCCAAGAGCGUGUCGGGCCACGCUCAGUGUAGGGUUCCGUAGUUUGCCGUAUUUUUCUCAAAAACUACUGAACCUAUCAAGU
This is a messenger RNA of Leguminivora glycinivorella, 3672 nucleotides long. It is a transcript of the gene HGTX, whose product is annotated as homeobox protein Nkx-6.2-like. Gene Ontology annotation, cellular component: nucleus. NCBI's taxonomy places the organism in Eukaryota, Metazoa, Arthropoda, Insecta, Lepidoptera, Tortricidae. The transcript has 4 exons. The record is from RefSeq and is a predicted model, not a curated record. Gene Ontology annotation, biological process: cell differentiation; regulation of transcription by RNA polymerase II. Gene Ontology annotation, molecular function: DNA-binding transcription factor activity, RNA polymerase II-specific; RNA polymerase II cis-regulatory region sequence-specific DNA binding. The coding region runs from base 278 to 1006 and encodes 242 amino acids.